Messenger RNA from Eurypyga helias (sunbittern), 279 nucleotides. It is a transcript of the gene MPV17L, whose product is annotated as MPV17 mitochondrial membrane protein-like. Lineage: Eukaryota; Metazoa; Chordata; Aves; Eurypygiformes; Eurypygidae. Gene Ontology annotation, cellular component: cytoplasm; membrane. The transcript is spliced from 3 exons. Bases 1 to 279 code for a protein of 92 amino acids. The record is from RefSeq and is a predicted model, not a curated record.
AUGAGCAUCCUUCAGAGGAAAGAGGACAUCUUCUCAGACUGUAAAAAAAAAUUCUGGAAUACAUAUAAGACGGGGCUGAUGUACUGGCCUUUCGUGCAGCUGUCAAACUUCCUUUUGGUCCCUGUUUACCUGCGAACAGCUUACACUGGGCUCUGUGGCUUUGUCUGGGCUACCUUCAUUUGCUUUUCCCAACAAUGUGGAGAUGGCACAGCAAAGUCAGCAUUUAUGUGGCUCCAAAGAGAGGAGGUCAAUGCAGACGAAGAACCAUCAAAGAAAUAA